UUACGACUUUGCCAUUUAGUUGCAAUUGCUGUUUGGUGCAACUGAUGCCAAGCAAUUUAGCUUCUCUGCCUACCUCUACUACUAAUACUUUCCUCCUCUUUUCUACGCCUUCCUCUUUGAUUCUUCGGAGGCCAUUUGGAGAUCUCGUCAUGGCUGCUUCUGUUGCUGGAUCCAACGUCAUUGCCUUCAGAUCCGCCGGAAGCUCUGCCAAUUUUGGAAGUUCCGGUGACCGGGGAGUCCCUCAGGUCCAUCAAUGGUCUCCGAUUACUAGUGGAAUUGGACAAUUGCAGUCUCCCACUGUCCUCCAGUUUAGAUCAAGGAGUUCAUUUGCUCCUUCUGGCUGGCUGCUGCUGAAGCAACAAGGGCCGAGGCCACACAGAAGCUGGAAGCGCCUGUUGUUGUAGUGACCGGAGCUUCUAGAGGUAUUGAUAAAGCAAUUGCAUUGUCCAUGGCAAGGACAGGAUGUAAGGUUAGUACAGUUUCCUUUUUUUGAAAAAAAAAAAAAAAAAAAAAACUGCAUAAUGCAUUAAUCAAGCAAUGUCUUUAGUACAAACAGGUUCGAAAGAUUCAUAAGCAAGUUCCGUGCAUAAAAAAGAAAUAAAAUAAAUCAAUUAGUUUAAUUAAGAUACAAGUUUCCUAGUUUUCUAGUUGGAUUGGAUUAGGAAAUGAAGUUUAAUUUGCGGUAGGAAAAAUCUAUUGAGGUAAUUAUGAGGUAAAUAUAUAUUCAGACAACCCUUUUUGGGAAGAAAUUAAAUCCUUGUAAGGGAAGGAUAUCUACCUAUCAAAUCCUUACAGGAGAAGGAUACGUAUUUGAAACAAUAUAUAAACAUGCAAUAGGCUGAUGAAAAAUAAUAAACCCAUUCUCGUUCUCGUUACUUACACAUCCUCCGUUAGAUCUGAGCUCUCGCACCCAUUAAUGAAAAAUCUAAACCCAACGAAACGUAUAACCAAGCGCAGAAGAAAGAAUUAUCAUCAACGUUUCAAGUAUGUUCCUAAAGAACUUCUGACGGAAAUUCUUGCUCAAGUUGCCUCCUCAUCGGUCACUGAUUUUGUCAAUGCCAGAGCAUGUUGCAAGGAGUUUCUUGAAGCUGCAUCAGAAGAUUACGUUUUUGAGCAUGUAACAAUGGAUUCCUUCCCUGUCAUUCUUUGGAAGAUCAACCAUGGUGUCUCUUCUUUCUUAGAGAGAUGCAAGAAGAGUGGAAAUCCAGAAGCCUUAUUUAGACAAGGAAUGAUUGAUUACUUUAGCACUUCGAAUUAUGAUUCUGGACUCAAAAUGUUAGAGAGAGCAGCUAGCAAAGGGCAUGCACAAGCUAUAUAUGUAUAUGGGAUUAUACUUGUGUGCUAUGAUGGUGAACUUAGAAACAAAGGAGUGAAGCUACUUUCUGAUUUGAAGAGAUCAAAAUCAAGCUUGGUUAUAACAGAAUGUAGAAAGAAGGUGCAAAAUAUUACUUGGAGCAUGUGGUUGAACAAUUACAUAGUUGGAAUUGGACCAGCCGAAGAAGAAGAGUACAUGAAGAAGAGAAAAACCUGCAGCUACUGUAAUUCUAAAUUAGCACUGUGUUCUUUUACUAAUGAUCAGACUAAAAAUAGUGCAGGAUGGACAUCUUCUGAUGAAGUUUUUGAAGAUGACCCUUUCUCAUGUGAUUCUUGUUUAUGGGAUCUCGAAGCAAUUCUUUUUUGUAAGAUGUUAAGAACCGGAAGCUAUAGACCUUGAGGAUUCUUUUGAAAAAUAUAUAUUAUUGAUGAAAAGUAAAAUAAUAGCCAUUGCUCGCUUGGUAUA
This is a messenger RNA of Manihot esculenta (cassava), 1780 nucleotides long. Its product is annotated as putative F-box protein At1g67623. Bases 842 to 1714 code for a protein of 290 amino acids. Lineage: Eukaryota; Viridiplantae; Streptophyta; Magnoliopsida; Malpighiales; Euphorbiaceae. Gene Ontology annotation, molecular function: protein binding. The transcript is spliced from 2 exons. The record is from RefSeq and is a predicted model, not a curated record.